AUGGAUGAACAGAUCACCUGGCGAGAAGCCUUGUCGUUGUUCAUCAUCUAUCUGGUCUACUGCACAGUGAUGAAAUUCAACGUGCGACUGGAAGAGUGGGUGAAGGUGUCGCUGCUUGGCGAGAAGCUCGAUGUGGACGAACCGGAACAAACCACACUUAACGAGCACAUAAUCGCUCUAAACGGCAAUAAUAACAUGACCGUCGAUUACAAGGACCCUGAAGAUGGUAUGGUAAUCGGUGAAAGGAGCAUGUCGCUAACACGCAGGCGAUCUUCAAUACCUAUACUGCACUCAGGAACGAUGUUCCGAACCGGAAUUAUGCAGUUGAUGCAUCAAACACUCGACGAGGUGCCCGAAGGAGGAAGUGAAGAAGACUCAACUCGACGUUCAGCGUCGACACCGUCACCAACGCCUAUGCCGUUAACUAAGCUGUUGCUGCAGCUGCUUGCCAGCCGCAAGCUCAGCUGUUUUGCCUUUCAGAAGUCGCUGCUUGAAGAGGAAGAGGAUCAGCCGCUGAAUAUGGAAUGGCCAGACAAAUUCACCAAACAGAUCACUUAUAUCUGUCUGGCACCCGUGCUCAUCCCCAUGUGGGUCACCAUUCCGGAUGUUCGCCGAGAGACCAGCCGUAAAUGGUAUCCGGUGACUUUCGUGAACUCAAUCCUGUGGAUCGCGUUCUUCUCCUACUUAAUGGUCUGGUGGGCGAAUACGAUUGGUGAAACACUCGUCAUUCCCACUGAGGUGAUUGGAUUAACCAUCUUAGCGGCCGGUACAAGCAUUCCAGAUCUGAUCACAAGUGUGAUCGUCGCUCGAAAAGGACUUGGCGAUAUGGCCGUGUCGAGUUCGGUCGGCAGCAAUAUCUUCGACGUGUGCGUGGGGUGA
This is a messenger RNA of Ostertagia ostertagi, 879 nucleotides long. The record is from the annotation of a GenBank genome assembly. NCBI's taxonomy places the organism in Eukaryota, Metazoa, Nematoda, Chromadorea, Rhabditida, Trichostrongylidae.